Molecule: messenger RNA, 3067 nt
Organism: Nomia melanderi (Alkali bee)
Lineage: Eukaryota; Metazoa; Arthropoda; Insecta; Hymenoptera; Halictidae
Product: pentatricopeptide repeat-containing protein 1, mitochondrial
Molecular function (GO): protein binding
Source: RefSeq, a predicted model, not a curated record
UCGUUAUUACAACAAAAAGUGCGAAAUUCAAUUGAAUCUUACCAAAGUUUUUCUUGUAGGUUUGGAAAACUGCCUUAGCCGUAAUAUAUUGUUCAAAUUUUUCGUUGAAGAAUGCGUUUAAUUUUUUAACAAAUCCUUCCGGGAUUCUUUUCAAUUCCUCGUCACUUAAAACCUCUCGCAACGCGUUGUGCUCGUUUUCGUCCGUCUUUUCCAUCUUUUCUCGUCACACAAUAAUUCGUUAAUCGAGCAGAUCUUCCUUCAGUAAUAAACUCGUGCUUCAGAAAUAAUUAUAUUCGAUCGAAGGCGCAUUUGACGGUACAUUCAAUAUCUUUUGCCUUCCUCUUUGUAAAUCACUGUGGUCUUUAUCGAACUGACGCGGCUCACUGGAAGGUACAACGUUCCGAUGAGCGUAUUCAGCGCUAGUGUACCAAUUUUACCAUUAACUUUAAGCGUAAUUAAAUUUAAUAGUUAUUAUUUUAUAUUUAUUAAUGUAUAAACAAUGCGCGCACUACGUUCAAUGUCUUCUGAUUCAAGCUUAUUUUUAAUAAAAAUAUGUUGUUUUCAACUUUUGAAAUAUCGUAGAAUCUUUGUUCUCCCCUUUUUCCAAGACUGUGUUGUAUUCAAUAAAUUCCCGCUUCUUUUUAAGAAAAUAAUACUAAAAAGCAGUUCGUGUAUUUCGAAAAUACUACUGUAAAAUUUGAAAUUACAAAUGCAAUAUGAUGUGUUAACGAGUGCAUGUUUUCGCGCAAGGAAAACAAAUUGUUCUGUAUUAAUGAUAUUGGAACUAUUUAUUACAUGAAAAUUUCAUUUUCUUGAAUUAAUUGUACAAGAGUCAAGUAAUAUGAUCAAUAUGUUGUUAUCGAAAGCGAAUUCCUUUUUGAAAUCGAACUCCUUGUUAGGUUACAUUGAUGGUUAUGUUCAGUAUAUCAAACAAAAGAAACAUUAUUUAUACACAUUAAAUGCACGUAAGUACAACAAUUAUACAACUACGACAGUAAGUCCUAUCUGUUGCACAUUAUGCAGUAAUGAAAAUAAAUCUAAUACAAGUGGCUGUCCACACGUAAAAAUGGGAAGAAGUCUUUUGUAUUUGCCCGAUUGGAACAGAAAAUUAUGUACAAACAGAGUACCAGAAGAUGCCAAUGUAUUUGGGGAUCUUGCAUAUGAAAAAUAUAAGCGAGUUGAAAUGGAUGAAGCAGAAGAAAAAGAAGAAAGGUUCACAGAAAAUGAUGUAAGAGUUCCAAGAUGGCAAAAAUUAACUCCAGUUCAAUAUUGUAGACUUAUUAAAGAUCAUAUAAGUAAAGGAAAUCUGGAACUAGCAUUAAGUGUAUUAGAUUUAGUGAAACAGAACCGUGACAAGCCUUCCUUGUAUAUGUAUGGUUUAUUAAUUUAUGGGUUUGCUCAUAAAGGAGAGGUGGACAAAUGUUUUAAGCUAUUUAACAAAGUAAAGAAAAGUGGUUUAGUUCCUAAUCAAGCAAUAUAUAAUAGCUUAAUUAAUGCUUGCGCUCUAUCAAAAGAUACAAGUAAAGCAUUAGAAUAUUUGUAUAAUCUGAGAAGAGAUUUUUAUGAAAACAAAGUUGUUGUAAAUAAGACACAUUAUAUUAGUCUUAUAAAAGCUUACAGUUGGCAUAAACAAAUUACAACUGCUUUUGAAAUAGCAGAUGAAGCAAAGGAUAAGAGGUUUGUUACAAGCGAUAUAUAUGCUGUUCUCUUUCAUGCAGCAAUAAGUAAUAAAAAAAGUGGUUUAAAGUAUGCUUUAAUUUUAUGGCAUCAGAUGAGAAGAUAUAAAAUGACACCAACUGUAACUCAUUAUAACUUACUUCUUCGAGCACUCAGAGAUACAAACUUUGGUGACCUAAAACUUAAUGAUUUUCUGAUAUCAAAUUUACCUAAUACUCAAAUUGUACUUAAUGAAACCGGAAAAUCAGAUUUAUUAAAUUCUCCACCACAAUUGGUUACUUCAGUCAUUGAUUUGAUUAAAGAUCAAUCAGUAGACAGCAGCAAAGGUUCUAUUGUAAAGAAUAUUGACUCAGAAGUAUCUGAUACAAGUGAAAAUAAUAUUGAUAGAAAUAAAAUAAUAUCUGUGAAUUUGAAUAAGAUAUUACAAACGAAUCGAUUGAUUUUAUUUGGAGGAUUUGAAAAAUUAUUGGAAAGAAUGGAAAGUGACAAUGUAAUCCCUGAUGUUAAAACAAUGACAUUGUUUAUGGAAUUACUACCACCUUCUUUGAAAGCAGAAGAACAGCUUCUGAAAUAUGUAGAGAAGAAAAAGAUUGAAGUAGACAUAAGCUUCUACAAUAUGCUUAUUAAGAGAAGAAAUAUUAGGAAACUCUAUAGAGAAGCAAAAGAUGUUUUAUAUGAAGUACAGAGGCAUCAUCUAUCACCAAAUAUUAUGACAUUUGGAGUACUAGCCCUGGGAUGUCCACAAGAAAAGUAUGGAAGAGAACUUUUAAAGCAAAUGGAUAAUAUUGGCUUUAAACCAAACUGUGUAAUUGUAGGGACAUUAAUAUUCUCUGCAGCUCAGCGGAGGAACUUUAAAUACUUACAAUAUUUGAUGAACUAUAUGUUAGAAAACGAUGUGGAAUCAUCUCCGUAUAUAUUUCAAACUUUAGAAAAGUUUGAACAAUUGAUAUUACAAUUCAUGAAGAACAAGAAUAGAUACAUGCGUAAAGAUAUACAAAAAACACAAAGAGAGUACAACAGUUUUAAAAUAUUCUAUGAAGAAUGGAAAGAGAAAAUACAAUCAAAUUCUAUUGUCAAAGUAUCAAGGCCAGCAAGCUAAUACUACUGUCCUGUUGGUUGUGCUCCACAUGUCUCUAAUGCUACAAAGUCAUCGACAUGAAGAGACGGAGGUCGUGAAGUGUUCGGUGGUCUGGAUCUAAAUGGAUCUGCACCUCUGCCUACACCUCCCACUACUGGACCACCUCUUAGAGAAUUGGUAAACUGUGUUCUCCCUCGCAUGGGUGUAACUGUGACAGAAAAGUAAAAACAGAACAAUGAAUAUACGUGAUUACAGAUGUAUAGAUUUUUUAUAAGAAUAAUAAUUAAUAUUUACUGGAAAUUUGAUUAUCGU